This is a messenger RNA of Blepharisma stoltei, 201 nucleotides long. The record is from the annotation of a GenBank genome assembly. NCBI's taxonomy places the organism in Eukaryota, Ciliophora, Heterotrichea, Heterotrichida, Blepharismidae.
AUGGCAGAUAUCAAAGAAAUGAGAUUGUUCUCAGCUGAACAAAUUUCAGUCCCUGAAGAGUUACCAUUGAUUUUAAAGAACUACUCAAAAGAAGUGAUUAGGAAUAACCCUAGCGAUAUCAUAGCGUUUUCUGCAAAGUACUUUGAGACACUAAGAGAAGAGCAGAAAAGACAUGUUGACACUAUUGCGAGACCUAAAUAA